Messenger RNA from Chiloscyllium plagiosum (whitespotted bambooshark), 667 nucleotides. NCBI's taxonomy places the organism in Eukaryota, Metazoa, Chordata, Chondrichthyes, Orectolobiformes, Hemiscylliidae. The record is from RefSeq and is a predicted model, not a curated record.
AUGCACAACGUCAUAGGGGAGGAACUUCAGGAUUUUGUUCCAGAGACACCAAAGGAGCAGCAAUAUGCUUCCAUGUCUGGAUGUCUCAGUGCAAUCAGACUCCACUCACUAAUACUUUCUCCUCUUUGUUGUAGCCGCCCACCACCUUCUCGUGCAGGUCCCCCUGCUCAUCCUCCACCAGCAGCUGUUGCCCCUACCCCAAUGCAGCCACGGCAGCCAGGUCUGAUGGCACAGAUGGCAAGCACAGCUGCAGGAGUGGCUGUGGGCUCGGCGGUUGGCCAUGUGAUGGGUAGUGCUCUGACAGGUGCCUUCAGUGGAGGCAGUGGCUCUGAACCUGCUAAGGCUGAUGUUACCUAUCAGGAGCCUCCACUGGCAGCCCCUCCGACCCAGUCACAAACCCAGCAGAACAUGCCAUGCCAAUUUGAACUGAAGCAAUUCCUGGAGUGUGCCCAGAACCAGCAUGACCUGUCUCUCUGCGACGGAUUCAAUGAGGUGUUGAAGCAAUGCAAAUCGUCAUAUGGUUUGUCUUGAAGACCUACUGGUUGGAAGCCUGGAGUUUGAAGAGGAAAGGCAGGAAGAUAAUGAUCCUGUUGAAGUCUUCUGAUGAAUUCAUUGAGUUCAGUUAUGUACAGUCACUGGAUGUGAAUAAAAUAUUCUUGUAAUUGGA